Messenger RNA from Phaeoacremonium minimum UCRPA7, 735 nucleotides. RefSeq names its product putative membrane fusion mating protein fig1 protein. Bases 1 to 735 code for a protein of 244 amino acids. Gene Ontology annotation, cellular component: membrane; mating projection tip. Gene Ontology annotation, biological process: conjugation with cellular fusion. The record is from RefSeq and is a predicted model, not a curated record. The transcript has 3 exons. Lineage: Eukaryota; Fungi; Ascomycota; Sordariomycetes; Togniniales; Togniniaceae.
AUGAUCCUGAUAGCAGUGGCUAUCAUUCUAUUAUCCCUCCUAUUAGCAGGCUGCUCAUCCUCCAGUCCGCUGAUACCCGACAUAUUCCUACUAUCGCUCUACUACCAGCACUACACGGCCGUACCGGACACGGCGCAGGUCGACUACAAUGUGAACCAGGCCAUCUCCAACAUCGUUGGCGGUGCGCACCUGCAGGCCCGCGUGGGCUACUUUGGCAUCUGCGUCAACCCGGACGGCGGGAGCUGGCUAUGUAGUAAUAAUGCUACUGCCCUGGCCAACGAAGUCAGCGUCGACCAGGACCCCCUGAACCUGAUCUGGCUAGCGAGCCAGUUCAAGGACAUGAUUGUGUUCCCGUAUCUAAUCAUCAUCGCAAUCAUCUUCGCCUUCAUCUGCUUCCUGCUGCUCGCCACCUUCCCGGGCUGGCACGAGGAGGAGGACAGCGAGGGCUCCGACCGCGAGGUGAAGCCGUUCCCCUCGCGGCCCGUGUCGCAGGUGGCGCUGGCCAUCAUCUUCAUCGCGUCCAUCUUCGUGCUGGUGUCGGUGCUGUGGCAGCACACGGCGUCGGUGGCGGCCAGCAUCAUCGCGCAGGACUUUGGCAACGGCAGCGUCAAGAGCGGCGUGGGCACCAGCGCCAUGGUCAUGGGCUGGUUCAGCUUCACCCUGCUCAUCAUCGUCACCAUCGGCCUGCUCGUCAUGAUCCUCAGCAUCCGCGUGCUGAGCCAGCUUGCGGACUAA